This is a messenger RNA of Bombus pyrosoma, 3273 nucleotides long. RefSeq names its product neuropeptides capa receptor-like. NCBI's taxonomy places the organism in Eukaryota, Metazoa, Arthropoda, Insecta, Hymenoptera, Apidae. Gene Ontology annotation, molecular function: neuromedin U receptor activity. Gene Ontology annotation, biological process: neuropeptide signaling pathway. The transcript has 6 exons. The coding region runs from base 1687 to 3087 and encodes 466 amino acids. The record is from RefSeq and is a predicted model, not a curated record. Gene Ontology annotation, cellular component: plasma membrane.
UUUUGCAAUUUGAUGCGUGUUCUACCUCCUGUCACAAAAUGAAGAGUCCUAUUUAUUUUUAGUGUUCUUUCCUCUAAUCAAUUUAGGGAAGCUUUCCAAAAAACAUGUUUGCUACCGGAACGAAUGUUUUAUUGCUCCUGGAAUCUCAAAUAAAGGAAGUUUUAAACGCAAAUACAUAUCACGAAAAUGAUUAUCUUUUUUUACUGCUCUUGUAAAUUUUAUAAAUCGCAAAAUGGGUCGUAUCUGAUUACUUCUCCGUAAAUUGGAGAUUCUUUUCCUAUUAAUGACUCAUGAUCAUACAUAUUCGAGAUAAUACGAUUACAUAUAUGCAUAUGAUACAAUAAAUAUGCAUUUCUUAUGAAUUUUUGCACAUACAGGAACAUGCUUAUACAUCAACAUCUUUCAAGCUUAAUCCUCCUUAUUCUUUGUUUCAUGUGACACGUUACAAUGUUAAGAGUAAACUUAUCUGUUAAAAAAUUGGAGUUAUUAUACGUUAUUCGAAUCUGUCAUCAAUCUCAGUAAAACAUUUGGAAACAAUUGUUAGAUCAUUUUGCCAAAUAAAAGGAAAAAGAAAUUUUUUCGAGUUACAUUUACACUAUGUGAUUAGACACAAAAUAUAUUAAUAAGGUACAGUUACAAGCGCGAUUCAAUGCACUGAAAAGCUUAAUAGAAUAAAAUGGAACGUUAGAACGACUCUCUUAUCGCAAAAUCAGGAGAGAUGAGAUUGUUGGGACGAAAGGUGUUCAACGGUAUCGUUAAGAAUGUUGCGUUCAGUCACGCUGUACAGUAGUCUGCUGUCGACAGCGACGAUUGGCUGAUUUACCGUCCUCCCCUUCAUUUCGACCAUUUAUUUUGAUCAUUUGUGUUAAUGAUAGCGAGUUACGCGCUCAAAACACAUAUCUCUUUCUUGUUCCUCACCGUGCGCAUGGUUUCCAAUUUCUUUCUCGCAUUUCUUUCUUCAUCUUUUUUGUAACUAUAUAUUUUACGAGCAUUAGCGACAAGUUAUAGACAUAAAUAUAAACAAAAUAUAUAUAUAACCUGUAUUAUCAGGAGAAAUUAUACUAUUCCGUGGAAUUGUUCUAGCGAUGAUAAUUAGUAACGAUAAAUAAUAACGUGUUUCUUCCUUGUUCGGUACGUGAAUCGUGUAUGUUUGUUUGUGAGAAGAUUUGUAUCUGGAUGAAAAAGAAUGGGAAUAUGUGGUGGCUCAUUAACAAGAAACGGUCGACCAAACUUACACCGAAUCAAAUUUUCAUUAAAAUGACAAGUUGAAUGUCUACGAUUAAGUUUAGACGGAGUGAAUAUUUGAAACAAGUCUACGAUAUUUUAUUAUUCGAAGUGAAACAAUUUCGUGGGACAACAAUUUCGAUAAAAUUACUGAACUUUCUUCAAUUUGUCUCAAGCUGAUGACCUACUAAUGAUCGACCGAUCGUGGUUUGUUGACUUGACAUCGAAUUAUCGAGCCUCGUAGCAGAAUGUUUUGUUUACCGUUGAUCAUUUCUACGAUCACGCGUAAUACAUUUUUAAACUAAAUUAAACUAAAUGAAAGGUGUCAAAUUCUAAACGUGUUUCUUCAAGAACACGCAGGUUACGUUUGAAAUAUUCAACGAUCGAAGUACGACUUCUUUCGCGAAAGAUAUUCUUCAAGAACAGAGGAAGAAAAUUUACUUGCCCACCUUAAAAGUCAUCAUGGAAACGUCCGAGAACGAUACAAACGAUCUCCACGACUUUUGGAAGGAUUUGGACUUGAAGAAUUUAACGGAAGAUGAAUAUUUGGCCACGGUACUUGGACCUAAGUAUUUGCCUCUGAAGAUGGUGAUACCACUAACGGUAGUGUACGUGACAAUUUUUGUGACUGGUAUUUUUGGGAACAUCGCGACGUGUAUCGUAAUUAUAAAAAAUCAUUCGAUGCAUACGGCUACCAACUACUACUUAUUCAGUCUGGCUAUAUCUGACCUUAUUCUACUUGUGUUGGGAUUACCUAAUGAGCUGAGCCUCUUUUGGCAACAAUAUCCAUGGGUUCUAGGAGUUGGUCUUUGCAAAAUCAGGGCAUACGUAUCGGAAGUAUCCUCCUACGUAUCGGUUCUUACGAUAGUAGCCUUUUCCAUGGAAAGAUAUUUGGCGAUUUGUCACCCGCUCCGCGUUUAUACAAUAAGUACUCUCAAAAGACCAAUACAGACAAUUUUAGCCGCGUGGUCGAUUGCGUUGGUUUCUGCCAUACCGUUUGCAAUCUACACGAAAGUCAACUUAGUUGAAUAUCCACGAGAUUCCGGGAAUUACUCGGCUAAUUCCGCGGUUUGCGGAAUGUUGCUGCCAUAUAUGCCUAAUUUCCCUCUCUAUGAGUUGAGCAGUAUUAUAUUUUUCUUGAUACCGAUGAUAGUUAUUUUGGUGGUGUAUACCAGAAUGGGUUUAAAAAUAAAAAACAGUACAAAUCAUACUUUGAACUCUGUGAUGCAGGGCGCUAUUCAUGGAGACUCGAAGCAAACUCAGUCUCGAAAAUCUGUGCUCAGAAUGUUAACUGCGGUAGUUAUUUUAUUUUUCAUUUGUUGGGCGCCGUUUCAUACUCAACGAUUGCUCUAUAUCUACGCGCAAGAAUCUGACUACUAUCCAGACUUGAACGAGUGUCUGUAUAUCUUAAGCGGAUGUCUCUAUUACUUCAGCACAACCGUGAAUCCAAUUUUAUACAAUUUGAUGAGCAUAAAGUAUAGGAACGCGUUCAAAGAAACCAUCUACUACAAAAUGAGGAUGAUAGGCAGGAGAAGUUGGAUUACCAGAGAGUCUCAAAUGUGCAAUAGUAAUUCGAGCGGAAAAGCGCGAAGCUCAAGUUUCAAGUGUUCAGUGAGAUAUACUAUUAGUCAAGCGAAGGAGAUGUUUCGAUUCACUACAAGUCGAGAAGGCGUGAAUAGAGAUGGAAAUAUAAACGAUAAUGUCGCUCGUAAAUCAUACAUGCUCAAAAAGGAAGAUUCCACGUCGAAGCCUCUUCUCAAUCGAAUGCACUCGGCAGGACAGCAGGAAGAAAGAAAUAAAAGAGAUCCUGCACGUAACACAGAAGAGAAUAAGUCUGGGUCUACAACCAGUAGCGUUUUGUAAUUUAAGUUUGUAUGUUGUUAGCCGUUAAAAUUAUUGUACAUAAUAGUUUUAAGCUUGUUGUAUCGUUAUUGUUUAUUUUAUUUAUUUUCUGACUGUAUUGUAUAGUUGCGGUUUUAAAUUCAUUUUUACUCAAUUGUACUUAAGGAUUAUGUACUUAAUAAAAGUUCUAGCGGUCAAUUGUGAAAA